Molecule: messenger RNA, 2281 nt
Organism: Anopheles cruzii
Lineage: Eukaryota; Metazoa; Arthropoda; Insecta; Diptera; Culicidae
Gene: nAChRbeta1
Product: acetylcholine receptor subunit beta-like 1
Exons: 6
Coding region: 424-1983 (519 amino acids)
Biological process (GO): nervous system process; regulation of membrane potential; monoatomic ion transmembrane transport
Cellular component (GO): synapse; postsynaptic membrane; neuron projection
Molecular function (GO): transmembrane signaling receptor activity; acetylcholine-gated monoatomic cation-selective channel activity
Source: RefSeq, a predicted model, not a curated record
UAAGAAGGUGCGUGCAGUUCGCCCAGCUGCAUUCGACCAUCGUCCCCAGAGUGAGAGUGCAUCUCUUCGGUCGCGUCUCUUCUGCGGAAAACCUUGGCCACGAAAAGGACACCACGAAAAAUGCCCCAAAAACGGGAUCAAAACAGUUGAACAGCAAACAGCGAAAAAAACCAGAACAAUGAAGUGAGCAGAGAUAGAGAGAAAAAAAGAGGGAGAGAGAGAGAGAGCGUAAAACAGGUGUAGGUAAGCAGAGCGGACGGCAUACACGGAAUUAAAGCAACGCCUACAACGGUAGUGGUUGGUGGUGGUGGGAAGAUACGGCUGGUAGAUUAGUAAAACGCUCGGGUCAGUCCCAUACGAUCUACGGUACGGUCCGCGUCUGAGCUGACCUGAGCUGAGGGGGUUCUGAGAUCUCGACCAAGAAUGUGUUCACGAGUGCUGGUCCUGGCCGGGCUACUAGCGUUACAGCACUACGUAGGAAUUGGCUUGUGUUCGGAGGAUGAAGAACGGCUGGUGCGCGAUCUGUUCCGCGGCUACAACAAACUGAUUCGGCCGGUCCAAAACAUGACCCAGAAGGUGGACGUACGGUUCGGGCUAGCGUUCGUGCAGCUGAUCAACGUGAACGAAAAGAACCAAAUCAUGAAGUCGAACGUCUGGCUGCGAUUGGUGUGGAGCGACUACCAGCUGCAGUGGGACGAGGCCGACUACGGUGGCAUCGGCGUGCUGCGGUUGCCGCCGGACAAGGUGUGGAAGCCGGACAUUGUGCUGUUUAACAAUGCCGACGGAAACUACGAGGUGCGCUACAAAUCGAACGUUCUGAUCUACCCGAACGGUGAGGUGCUGUGGGUGCCACCGGCCAUCUACCAGAGCUCGUGCACGAUCGACGUCACCUACUUCCCGUUCGACCAGCAGACCUGCAUCAUGAAGUUCGGCUCGUGGACGUUCAACGGCGACCAGGUGUCGCUCGCCCUCUACAACAACAAGAACUUCGUCGACCUGUCCGACUACUGGAAGUCCGGCACGUGGGACAUCAUCGAGGUGCCGGCGUACCUGAAUGUGUACGAGGGCAACCCGACCGAGACGGACAUCACGUUCUACAUCAUCAUCCGCCGCAAGACCCUCUUCUACACGGUCAACUUGAUCCUCCCGACCGUGCUGAUCUCGUUCCUGUGCGUGCUGGUCUUCUACCUGCCGGCCGAGGCCGGCGAGAAGGUGACACUGGGCAUCAGCAUUCUCCUGUCGCUGGUCGUGUUUCUGCUGCUGGUGUCGAAGAUAUUGCCGCCGACCUCGCUGGUGCUCCCGUUGAUCGCCAAGUACCUGCUGUUCACCUUCAUCAUGAACACGGUGUCCAUCCUGGUGACGGUCAUCAUCAUCAACUGGAACUUCCGCGGCCCCCGCACCCACCGGAUGCCUAUGUGGAUCCGGUCCGUGUUUCUGCACUACCUACCGGCGAUGCUGCUGAUGAAGCGCCCGCGCAAGACGCGCCUCCGGUGGAUGAUGGAGAUGCCGGGCAUGAGCGUACCGCCGCAGCCGCACACUCACCCGUCGUACGGGUCGCCGGCAGAGAUUCCGAAGCACAUCAGCGCGCUCGGUGCCAAGCAGUCCAAGAUGGAGGUGAUGGAGCUGUCCGACCUGCACCACCCGAACUGCAAGAUGAACCGCAAGCUCAACAGCGGCGACCUGGGCAUCGGUGCCGACAGCUGCCGGCGGGAAAGUGAGAGCUCCGACUCGAUCCUCCUGUCGCCCGAAGCCAGUAAAGCGACCGAGGCGGUCGAGUUCAUCGCCGAGCAUCUGCGCAACGAGGACCUCUACAUACAGACCCGCGAAGACUGGAAGUACGUCGCCAUGGUCAUCGACAGGUUGCAGCUGUACAUCUUCUUCAUCGUCACCACGGCGGGCACCGUCGGCAUUCUCAUGGAUGCGCCCCACAUCUUCGAGUACGUGGAUCAGGACCGCAUCAUCGAGAUCUACCGGGGCAAAUAAGUGGUCCCCGCGCCUGCGAAAAGGAAUGGCCCUAGCGACGACCAUCGCGCGACCAUAUCCGCCACCGGAUCCACCAGCCCCACAGCCCCAGGCGAUGGUGGGAAGACCCGGGCGUUCACGACAGGAGUCGUUCGUACACUGCACACUGCGGCGCCAUGUUUAUAUUUCUCUCUCCAUCUUUUUGCAGGGUACAGCAGAUCCAGCACGAGCGAUCCGUAACCAAUAAUCCGUUGUUAUUGAAAAUGCAAAAACACAACACAUUUGCUCAAAUGCGCUCUCGUCCCGCGAGCGCUCUCCA